Molecule: messenger RNA, 3009 nt
Organism: Dinoponera quadriceps
Lineage: Eukaryota; Metazoa; Arthropoda; Insecta; Hymenoptera; Formicidae
Gene: Gfrl
Exons: 17
Coding region: 194-2764 (856 amino acids)
Biological process (GO): nervous system development
Cellular component (GO): external side of plasma membrane; signaling receptor complex
Molecular function (GO): signaling receptor activity
Source: RefSeq, a predicted model, not a curated record
GAGCAAAUCGAAAACGCCGUUAGAAUAUGUUACCCAGAAUGCAUUUCGCGAGCGAGCGACUACAGUAGUCCUCAGUAGCGAAGAGAUUAAAGUAUUUCGUGCUCUCGUCGGUAUCGCGUCUAUUAACACGCAUUUCUCCGCUCGAAUCGUGUGUGUCGCGAGUGUCAGUGCCACGAACGAGUGAGUACCCGGGAUGCUACGACGAGCAGUCUGGAACAUGAUGCUGGAUAGAGAAGCCAGAACGCGGAGGGGCAGUAUUACUGUGUAUAUAUUUCGAGGAUCCGGCAUCAAGGUGCCGAUGGCCAUCCUGAAUUGCCUCUACGCCCGCCAAUUGUGCUUCGAGGACCCGUCGUGCAGCGCAAUUUUGGAGAUUAUACCGAGGGUCUGCGGUCCGGAAUUAGUGGCCUGCUCGACGGUGACGGUGACUAAGUGUCAGGCAGCCCUGCGCACGCUGCAGGCUUUCACUUUCUUCCGACCGACGUGCCUCUGCAGGGAGCCGCAUGUCGAUCCGGACUGCAACAGCUUCCAGAACUUCCUGUUUGACCACCCCUGCGUCUACGUCCUCAACAAAAAAGACAAGGAUCAGUUCUCGAUAGACGCGUUGCCGACCUGCAAUCACGCGCUCAGCGUUUGCGGACGCGACAAGGUCUGCACCCAGAUGUACAAGGAGUUCAAGAACAACUGCAAGAUUCAAGAGGGCAAGUGCAACAUGGAGAGUCGGGACGCCUGCCACGAAUCCUGGACGCAGCUGCGACUGUCGCCGAUGUUCGGCUGUAUAUGCCCGAACAAUAGUAACAGACGGCGAUGCGACAAGAUCUUCACGACGGUGAACCACAAUCCCUGCGUUGAGUUCCUGCCCUCCUCCACCUCCGUAGACCUGUCGGGCACGGACUCGGCCCUGUACCCGUUCGACCCGCAGCAGGAGAACUACCAGGAGAUCUGGUUGCCGCCGACCAUGAAGGUCAUCGCCCAUCCCGACAACUCCACCAGCUUCGAGGUGAUCGAAUCGCAGUUGGAGAAUCCGCUGAUAGACGCCGAUCAUCAGGAUCUGAUUGCCAUAAAGCAGCUCCCCAUCCCGGGCGGCCAUCAUCAUCGCAGUCAUCACAAGAGGAAUCACACGGACGAUCACGAACAGACGAGCGCGGCGCCGCCGCCCUCCAUGUCGGAUAUCGACAGGCUCCAGCAGCCGGUCAAGCUGAUCCUGCCCAGCACAUGUCAUCAUGCUUACACGUCCUGCAAAAGCGAUCCGGAAUGCAAGAGCCUGCUGCAGCCGAUCCUGAACCACUGCGACUCGGCGACGUGCGCGAGGAACGAGUGUAUGGAAGCGUUGCAGCACUUCUACAGGACCGCCCCUCACAAGCAUGCCGUGGAGAUCGCGUUUUGCCUCUGCAGGAAAACGGAUGGCAAAAAGGACGAGUGUAUAGUGGCGCAGGAGAAAAUGCAUCCGGCGUGCGCGCAGCGCGUCGACGGCGCCGAAAUGCCGACGUGUCACAGCCUGGCCGAGACCUGCAAAGAGAACAAGGACUGCAGGCAGAGGCUGGAAUCCUACGAGCAGAGCUGCGCGGUCGACAGCGUGACGAAGAAGUGCGCCGGGCAGACCUCGGAAUGCAGGAAAGCGAUGCUGGGCAUCCUCGGCACCGAGCUUCGCACCAAUUGCGCCUGCAAGGGCACCGAGCUCACCCAGCUUUACGACUGUCUGGGCUGGCAGCGGCUCCUCUGGGUGAAUCCCUGCGUGGUGGAGUCGCAGAAGGACUAUCACGCGCGCCGGAAGCACCAUCAUCCGCGCACGACGACGACGACGACAACGACAACGGCCGUCGCGUCGGCGACGAGGUCACCGGCGAGCACGACGGCGACCACCGUGGUCGAACAAGUGGAAGAUAAUCAAAUACCGGAAGUGACGAGGUGGCCGACCACCGAACCCACGGAAACUUGGGAAAUCACGACCACCACUAUAAGCACCACUCCGAGCACCACCACGACCACCACUAUGCCGCCACGCUUCUGCGUGGUUCAAAAGCCGAGGCAGAGUCACCAAUACAUAAGAGAGGGCAAGGCCAAAAGGCUCUAUCGUGAGGACGAGCCUGAGUGUUCAGAGCUCUGCCAAUGCGAAGAGCCGUUAACGCUCAUCUGUCACACCAUCUGCGUCGAUUUGUCGCCGUGCAAGACGGACUUCGCCUUCUACAACCACGAGGCGCCGGCCUAUCAAGCGCAUCGUGGUCCUUGCCUCUGCUACAGCGGCGGCUUUAUAUGCAUGCGGCCUGCGCCCGAUACAUACAAUAUACCGCACGGAGUCUUCAUGUUCCUGGGCUACAGCGAGAAGGACGAGAUCUUACUGAAGCAGCACAACAACCUGACCGUGAUGGACGCGGUGUCGUCUCUCGACAAUUUCAUGAAACAGGAAGUCAAUAAUCAGACAGUAUGCACGCUCUUCCUGUACAACGCGACUCGAGAAAACGUUAUUGCAGUGGCGCGACUCGGGAGCGACAAUCCACCUUUAAACAGCAGCCAGGCGCAGAGUCUGCAGCACCUGCUGCGCGUCAAGGAGGAGUGCGCGUCGAUGAUGCAGGACCUCAGCGACAAGAUCAACAACAAACAUCACGAGGUUCACACGCACCCGUUGCUCUCGAUCUUCAAGAUGGCCGAGGUCGAGGUGAAGAUGCCGUACAGCAACGAGGCGGCGAUCAGCAGGUCGCCGUCCGGACUCCUCGUCGUUCUGCUCGCGAUCGGGCUGCUCGGCUCGAGUUGCCUCUUCGGCUCGUGACAGGGGCAUCGGCACGCCGACACCGAGAGCGUCGUGGAACGAGCGUCGUCUCCCCCGCGGAGAAUCGCCACGUGUCGCGUGCACGUGGUCACGGCGGGCCCCGCAACGCGGGGGGCCGCAUGGACGAGCGAGGACUCGUGGCCUUGAAGGGCACAGAUCAACGAAGAGAAGGACUCCUCCGACCCGCAUCCCCCGCCUUCUCCUCGACCGCCGCGCGGACCGACGGAUCGCGGGCGGAUCGAUCG